Molecule: messenger RNA, 1287 nt
Organism: Vespa mandarinia (Asian giant hornet)
Lineage: Eukaryota; Metazoa; Arthropoda; Insecta; Hymenoptera; Vespidae
Source: RefSeq, a predicted model, not a curated record
AUGAUACAGGCAUAUUUGUAUGCUCGAUACGGCUGCAAAACUCCUGGAGAAGCUGCUAAGGCCAAGGCUGAACGCUGCAGUGAAGGCAGCGGGGGAUCUGGCCGCCCGCCAGUAUUUCGAUCCGGCCUCUCCACCAUCCACGCAGUCCAGGAGGUGGUCACAGCCGCUAAAAUGAUGGAGCGAGGCAAUCAUCGAACUCGAUCUUUGUGCCUGCUGGCCACCUUAGACGUGAGAAAUGCCUUCAACUCCGUCAGGUGGGACCUUGCAAGGGAAGCGCUCGAACGUAAUUUCGGCGUUCCGAAGUACCCACUCCGAAUUAUUGACGAUUAUCUAAACGAGCGCUGCCUAGUAUACAACACGAGUGAUGGACCAAGAAGUUUGGAAUCGACAUCGGGGGCAGCCCAUGGCUCCAUACUGGUACCGGAUAUAUGCAAUAUAUUCUACGACGGUAUCUUUCGUAUGGCAGUCCCAGAAGGUACUUUCUUGGUUGGUUACGCAGAUGACAUUGCAAUUGUCAUAACCGCAAGAGACACGGAGGGGGCACAGUUGCUGCUCAAACAGGUCAUGCGGAGAGUUCCCUCUUGGAUGGAAGACCACGGGCUAUUUCUAGCAGCCCAAAAGACAGAACGCGUGCUAAUUACGUGGACGCGCAUCAACACCUUGCGCAGCUUCAUUGUAGGAAACGCGGCGGUCCAGACUAAUUCGGCUGUCAAAUAUUUCGGUGUCAUGCUUAACAACAAGCUUAACUACGGAGAGCAUAUUAACAGGGCAGCCGACAAGGCGGCGAAAGUAGUAGCCUCACUGGGCAUGCUCAUGGCCAAUGUCAAUGGCCCCCGGCCGUGCAUGAGGAGACUACUGAUGCGUGCCGCCGAAGUAGUGAUGCUGUACGGUGCGGAAGUAUGGGCCGAGACGCUGCGAAAACAGAAAUACCGCAAGCGCAUAGCCGCGGUUCAGAGGAGGGGUGACCACCAAAUCGCGUGCUCUUACCGAAAGGUCUCAGAGCCGGCAGUGCUAGUUGUCGCCGGAGUAAUCCCGAUCGAUCUUUUAGCUCAGGAGAGGAAAUUCGUCUACCAGCAAAGGUGUAUCCUGGGAAAGGAGAGGGCAUCAAGGCUUGCCAGGUCUAUUAUCAUCAAGGCAUGCCAAAGUAGAUGGGAGCAGGAACGUAGGGGCAGAUGGACUGCUCGAUUCAUCAGUCAGCUAGACACCUGGAUAAAUCGGGAGGCGGGAGUUGUUGAUUUCUACCUCACCGAAUUCCUGACAUGGCCUGUUCCGAUCCUACCCGGCUAG